AUGGACUCGGCCGACCUCACGAAGACUAUCAGCCAUGCGGACGAGUGUGAAGUGUCUAACGUCGAUGCGGAUGGCAAGAUUCAAGGCGGGCUUGAGGGCUUGACCAUCAAUGAUGUCCUNCCCAAGCUUGAUCGUCCUUGGUAUCGCGUCCCGCAUCUCCUCCACCUCAACAUCGUCAUUCUUGCGGUUCUACUAACUCCGACCACCAACGGCUACGAUGGUAGUAUGAUGAACGGGGUCCAGACAUUACCUGUCUGGCAGAAGGGUAAGUCCAAAAUUUGA
Molecule: messenger RNA, 282 nt
Organism: Aureobasidium musti
Lineage: Eukaryota; Fungi; Ascomycota; Dothideomycetes; Dothideales; Saccotheciaceae
Source: the annotation of a GenBank genome assembly